AUGAAAAGGGUUUGCCAUGAGAUGAGAAAAGAACUAAAGAGAAUACUUAAUAAUACGGCGAAACAUUUAUACAAAACACCUAUCCCGAGCACACGCAAGGGAACCGUAGACAUGCAAGUGAAAUCCAAUCCAUGAAAUAAAUUGAUCCAUGGACGGCACCAUUGUGGUAAAGGUAGUAAUGCUAGAGGAAUCAUUACCACAAGGCAUAGAGGGGGAGGUCAUAAGCGUCUAUACCGUAAAAUCGAUUUUCGACGGAAUCAAAAAGACAUAUCUGGUAGAAUCAUAACCAUAGAAUAUGACCCUAAUCGAAAUGCAUACAUUUGUCUCAUACACUAUGGGGAUGGUGAGAAGAGAUAUAUUUUACAUCCCAGAGGGGCUAUAAUUGGAGAUACUAUUGUUUCUGGUACAAAAGUUCCUAUAUCAAUGGGAAAUGCCCUACCUUUGAAAUCUACUUCAACCGAUAUGCCCUUAGGCACGGCCAUACAUAACAUAGAAAUCACAUGUGGAAGGGGUGGGCAAUUAGCUAGAGCAGCAGGUGUUGUAGCGAAACUGAUUGCAAAAGAGGGUAAAUCGGCCACUUUAAGAUUACCAUCUGGGGAGGUCCGUUUGGUAUCCCAAAACUGCUUAGCAAUAGUCGGACAAGUGGGUAAUGUUGGGGUGAACCAAAAAAGUUUGGGUAGAGCCGGAUCUAAGUGUUGGCUAGGUAAAUGCCCUGUAGUAAGAGGGGUAGUUAUGAACCCUGUGGACCACCCCCAUGGGGGCGGUGAAGGGAAAGCCCCCAUUGGUAGAGAAAAACCCACAACCCCUUGGGGUUAUCCUGCGCUUGGAAGAAGAAAUAGUAAAAGGAAAAAAUAUAGUGAUAGUUUUAUUCUUCAUCGCCGUAAAUAAAUAUGUAACUAGUAAUAUGGAAAAUUGCAUUUUUGGAAUUUGCAAUAAUGCGAUGGGCGAACGACGGGAAUUGAACCCGCGCAUGGUGGAUUCAGAAUCCACUGCCUUGAUCCACUUGGCUACAUCCUCCCCUUAUCCAGCUAAAGGAUUUUCUCUUGUUUCCAUUCAUCAUUAUUCUAUUUAUUCUGACCUCCAUACCUCGAUCGAGAUAGUGGACAUAGGAUGACACUCUUUAAAAUGAAAAAAAGGAGUAAUCAGCUA
Molecule: messenger RNA, 1149 nt
Organism: Phragmites australis (common reed)
Lineage: Eukaryota; Viridiplantae; Streptophyta; Magnoliopsida; Poales; Poaceae
Product: large ribosomal subunit protein uL2cz/uL2cy-like
Exons: 3
Biological process (GO): cytoplasmic translation
Cellular component (GO): ribosome; large ribosomal subunit
Molecular function (GO): structural constituent of ribosome; RNA binding; transferase activity
Source: RefSeq, a predicted model, not a curated record